GAGAUAGGCGACAGAGCAGUGAGGUUUGCAGCUAUCCCGAAGUGUUGUUCCUUCCGGUUAUGGUCAUGUGACAUCACGUGUACUUUACUCCGCAACGGGUAUGGUGGAUUCAAUUCCACUUUACGCGGACGCGUCUUCUAACUAAACCACCGCGUUUUUCUAGGAUGCCUGGACGAUACUGCAGUGGCUGAUACGGUUUGUAACUUCAAUUUAUGUUAUAUGUGAUGUUUUCAGAUUCAACGCUUGUGUAUUAUACUCGGUCCUUGAAAGAAGGUGAAUUCAGGCUCUUGAAUUCCCCGUGAGAAGUGACCGCGCUGAAUUCCUCCUUCAAUUGUCCUGUCCGGGAGCCAACCGAAUUAAAGUCGGCCAACGAAGUCGCACAUCAUGGCGGGGGUGGAUUUUUCAAAUAUUUACUCUGCUACGUAUAGUAGUGUCCCGGUCAUUGAGUUAAAAAUCGAUAGCGACAGUGUUAUGCGAAGACGGGGUGAUGAUUGGAUUAAUGCGACACAUAUCCUCAAAGUGGCUGGGUUUGACAAGCCGGCAAGAACCCGUAUCCUCGAGCGUGAGGUCCAGAAAGGGGUUCAUGAGAAGGUACAAGGUGGUUAUGGUAAAUAUCAAGGGACAUGGAUUCCACUUGCAGAAGGCCGGUUGCUCGCCGAGCGCAACAAUAUCAUCGAUAAAUUACGACCGAUUUUCGACUACGUAGCUGGAGAUCGCAGCCCGCCGCCUGCUCCGAAACAUACGUCGGCCGCGUCGAAGCCACGAGCUCAAAAGAAUGCGGCUGCAAACCGGCGGGUCGUACAUGAGGAGGUUUUCAGCGCAGUGAAGCCGCAUCGCAGCAUGGGGCCGCCCAGUUUUACUCACGAUCAAUAUGAUAUGAAUCCUGGGUUCGACGAAGAUGAAUCGAUUGAGCAGGCAACCCUUGAAUCUUCCUCCAUGGUCGCAGAUGAGGAGAUGAUGCACAUACCUCAGAAUGGUAACUACACGCGAAAGCGUAAGCGUGGUAUGAAUGAGGUAACUGCGAUGUCAAUUAGCGAACAGGAACAUAUACUUUACGGAGAUCAGCUUUUGGACUACUUCAUGACUGUAGGAGAUGCUCCGGAAGCAACCCGAAUUCCUCCACCGGAACCUCCAACCAAUUUCCAGGUGGAUCGUUCAAUAGAUGAUUCAGGGAACACCGCUCUUCAUUGGGCUUGCGCGAUGGGUGAUUUGGAGAUAGUAAAAGAUUUGCUGCGGAGGGGGGCCGACGUGAAAACACUCUCAAUACACGAAGAAACACCACUUGUGCGUGCUGUUCUAUUUACAAAUAAUUAUGAAAAAAGGACUUUCCCGCCGUUGUUGGACCUACUCUUGGACACAGUAUCGUUCAGAGACUGGUUUGGUGCCACCAUAUUUCAUCACAUAGCAGAAACCACCAGGAGCAAAGGGAAAUGGAAAAGCUCGCGGUACUACUGUGAAGUUUUGCUCGACAAGUUACGCAUCACUUGCACGUCAGAGGAGAUCGACGUGUUACUAUCCUGUCAAGACUCGAAUGGAGAUACGGCUGCUUUGGUUGCUGCUCGAAACGGUGCGUUUCGUUUGGUGCAGUUGCUCCUCACGCACUGCUCGCGCGCUGGGGACUUGGUGAAUAAGAAAGGCGAAACAGCUGCCAGUAUUUCUCAACGCGCGAACCAAUCUGACCGACAAAUCCCUCCGCCGCCUUCCUCCAUCACGAUGGGUAAUGACCAUAUUGAUGUUGAAAUUACUGGCACGGUUCAUAGCGAUCAUCAAUCUGUUGCCCCACCGCAUGAUCCCCCCCCUUCAACUUCUGCACUACUCGCUAAGAUUGGCGUGAUUAUGGCCGAGGCAAACAAGAAGCUUGCAGUCAGCUACGGCAGCUCAAAGGCCAACCAACAAGACCCGGAUGACGUUGCAAACCCGGAAGCACUAUAUGAACAGUUAGAGCUAGAUCGACAGAAGAUUCAACAACAGACGGCAGACUUGGUGGCGAAGGAAGCCAAGGAAGAUCAUGCUGACGCCCAGUUCAAGCGUUAUGAACGGUUGAGAAGUGGCUACGAAUCGCUCUUGGAACAGAUCCAACAAGCCCGUCUAAGAGAACGAAUCGCAUCGUCGACAUUGCCUACUGAUGAGGACCCGAGCGCACCGUCAACCGAUCAGGACGGGUUGCUUACUAUCUAUCAGUUAGCCCAACAGCUAUGCUCAGCGCAAAAAGCACGGCGUGCCGCUGUCAAAGAUCUCGCCCAGCAAACGGCAGAUGCAGGUGUAAGCACCAAGUUCGAUGUUCAUCGGAAGCUUGUGUCACUUGCUACUGGGCUUAAAGAAGAAGAACUCGACCCCAUGGCCGCUGAACUGGCAGAGACCUUAGAGUUUGACCGAAUAAAUGGGAAAGGCGGAGGGGGAGAGUCGCCAGAGCCAGAACACCAGGGGUCGGCAAACUUUCCUCUCACUGGACCUGCAGUGUCGGUCGAUGCCUAGGACAUGAAGGGAUCUAUUCCCCGAUAAACCACGCUUACUAGAUCGAUUUGGUUGUGAGCGUAUCUGUUUUGCUGUAUCUGUUAAGGGCUGGAUAUGAUGUUUUACGCAUUUUCUCAUUCCGCAGAGAAUUACGUUUCUCUACUCUAUGUGUUAUUUUUCUUAUCUACAUGGACACGUCGCUCCUUACGAAUUCGUGGUUUUUUUCCUUUUUCUGUGUUUGUCCCUUGUUCACUAUUCAUUAGCUUCUGGCGGGGACUGAGAGACUGUCUUGCCAGCAGAUACCCAAUUGUCUUUUUUGUCCCUUUUGGAGACAUCCAAUGUGUUUAUUGCACUUGUUUGCUGAAUUACCUGGUGUAUGUAUCUAUUAUUCAAACAUGGCACAAUGGCAAACCGGACCAUACAUACAGGAAGAACCUAAUAAGAGCACUCAAUCUUGAGGCCGGUGAUAUUAUUGCAAUAGAUAGAUGAGGUAUGUACACACGGAAAUCAAUGCCAUGGUAUGAAUGUAUAUGAUUGAUGUUCACUCGGUAGUGGAGUAAGUAUAGUCGAUACUAAUAGAGACGGAGUACAGUA
Molecule: messenger RNA, 3048 nt
Organism: Aspergillus alliaceus
Lineage: Eukaryota; Fungi; Ascomycota; Eurotiomycetes; Eurotiales; Aspergillaceae
Product: putative APSES transcription factor
Exons: 3
Coding region: 385-2475 (696 amino acids)
Cellular component (GO): SBF transcription complex; MBF transcription complex
Molecular function (GO): transcription regulator activity; DNA binding; protein binding
Source: RefSeq, a predicted model, not a curated record